Messenger RNA from Acanthoscelides obtectus, 552 nucleotides. Lineage: Eukaryota; Metazoa; Arthropoda; Insecta; Coleoptera; Chrysomelidae. The record is from the annotation of a GenBank genome assembly.
AUGGAUAUCGGCUCGGGAGGAGGCGCUGUUUUAUCUUACCUUCUUCUGAUAUACAGAAAAACCAACUCGAGCAAAAUGGCUUGUGAUAGUGAAAUUCAAGCAGAUUUAACUGUAUUGAAAAAUCACAGUAAGGGAGCUAAACAUUUAAAAAAUGUAAAGGUGAUUGUGAAAAAUCAACCAAAAAUUUCUACUAUGUUUUCUAAUAAAAACGAAGCUAGUGGUCAAGUGAGUAGGGCAGAAAUAAAAAUUGCUGCAUUAAUAUCAGAGCAUAAUCUACCCAUCAAGCUGUGUGAUCAUCUGAUUCCUUUAUUAAAAGACAUAUUUCCUGACUCGAAAAUUGCCCAAGGAAUGCAGAUGGGAAGAACCAAAGCAACAGGUGUUAUAAAACAUGUUUUAGCCAAAUCUCAUUUUGAAGAACUAAUCGAUGAACUAAAAGCAAAAAAGUUUAGCAUUUUAGUAGAUGAAUCUACAGACAUAGGUGUAGUAAAAAAUAUAUGUGUAUGUGUUAGAUACUUUAGUGAAAAAACAAAUGAGACUAUGGUUUCGACAUGA